Paralichthys olivaceus (Japanese flounder) is the source of this 2078-nucleotide messenger RNA. RefSeq names its product mannose-P-dolichol utilization defect 1 protein-like. NCBI's taxonomy places the organism in Eukaryota, Metazoa, Chordata, Actinopteri, Pleuronectiformes, Paralichthyidae. Gene Ontology annotation, biological process: oligosaccharide biosynthetic process. The record is from RefSeq and is a predicted model, not a curated record.
GGAGAUGUUUAGAUCGUGAUCUCCUCCCACAUGCACAAGUGUAGUAUUUGAAUGAAUUCUCCAACAAACAAUGAGCAGUGUGACUUUAGAACCUGUGGACUUGUGGACCACAGACCCCUCAGAGACCCUCCUAGAUGUGACUGUCCAUGUCCACUGCCUGCGUGUCCUCUCUGGUCUGCAAACAUUGGGCAACUAAAGAGCACCUCCUCUCCCCUCCUCUGCUCUCCUCUCCACACAGGAACACUCUUCUGGCUGCAGCUGAUCCACGAUGUCUCUCCUCAGAGAAUUCCUGGUGACAUUUGUAAUGCCACAGAGAUGCUACGAGGAGAUUUUCGUCAACUUCCAUUUAAUUGUGUCGUGUUUUCUGCAUGUGCUGAAAAAAGCUGCAGGAUUCUGGAUGUUACUGGACUCUCUCCUGGCACCGUUGCCUCAGCUGCUGAAGAUACUGUGGAGAGGAAGUGCAGACGGUCUUAGUCUUCCCUCCGUCCUGCUGCAGCUUUAUUCUCUCUCAUGUCCUGUUGUGUACGCCGUGGCCAACAACUACCCUGUCUUUGCAUGGUCUGAGAGGAUCUUCACGCUGGCCCAGAUCGCUGUGAUUGCCUUCCUCAUCCUGCGUUAUCGAGGUGAUACGCUAAAAGGAGUGCUGUUCCUCUUGGCGUACAAUGGUCUGAUGUUCCUCCUGGGCUCCUAUGCUCCCAUAGCAGUCGUCUCAGGGAUGCAGUCCUCCAGUUUGACAUCGUUAAUUACAAGCAAGGUUCUCCAGGCUGGAACCAACUACUGCAAUGGCCACACAGGCCAACUGUCCACUCUGUCUGUGUUAAUGACGUGGGCAGGGUCUCUGUGUGUUUUCUUUUUUUCUCUCCAGGAGACCGGAUAUUCACUGGCUACUUUGUCCUACACACUGUUGGCAGGCCUCAGCUGCGUCCUCCUGGCCCAAGUCCUCUGCUACAGGAGCAGCACCGCAGCUAAAAAAGAAGAGUGAGUAGAGGUGGAGGAUGGUGACAGACACCUCACGAGCAGAUCCACUCUGUCGGUUUAAGACAUUUUUUUGUGAUUCUGUGCCAGAUGUUGGCGCGGAAGUAGCUGUUAAUGUUUCCAUUCUUACAUACUUUAUGUACUGAUAUUCUUGUGUGCUACACACAGAUCUACAUUAAAGGUCAUAUAUAAAAUGUGGUGCCACUAGAUGUCGCUCUAGAGGCACCACAUUUUAUAUUUAUACCACAGACACAAUAAGGUUUUACCGUGUAUAAUGAGCGCUAAUAACAAAAGAUCCAUCGGGUUUCAUCCAAGGGUUAGUGCUUCUCCUGUCAGUGAGGAUCUGUGUGCUGGUCUGCAAACGUGUGUUUCUAAGAGCAGUCUACGCUCAGUGGGUGUGCAUGGUUAGUUAAUGAUAGCCAUGCUGUGCUGUGUGUGCUCAUAGACUGUGUAGCCUGUAAAAACAAGGUGAAGCUGCAGUUAUAAUCUCGUGCUGGGCAGGUGACAGAUGUGUUUACAGUGUGUUUGUGCUUUGAUGGUUGAUGGAGCAUGCGCACUUUGUAAAUGUGUGACGGACCAAUAGUUUCACAGGAAGUGAUUCACGUGUAACAAUGUGCAUAUUAAAAACACAACACACACACACUCAGAGAGAGUGUGACUUGAGUCUCUGCAGAAGAAUUAAUCUUUUCCUACAAAAUAGUUUUUGUUCUUCUAUAUUAAUGUUUGAAUAUUGUAUAUAUGAUCAAUUUGAAGUUGAAAGUCAUGUGCUGUGUCUGAGACCUGUCAUUGUCAUGCUUUUUAAUAGCUUAUUGCAUUUAUUAUUAUUGCAAGCAAAUAUAAAAAGAAAAUCGUUUGCUGCCAUCUAGUGAUUUAAAACAAAAUGACUUAAUUCUCAGGGAAACUAAAUCCAAUGGAAGCAAGGUGUGACUGUUAAAAUAAAAUUCAUGUUCAUUUUCUAUUUGUUAGAGUUUGUGGAUUUGUGUUUAUGUCUUUGUUGACCACCGCUUUCAAUCCAAGCACAAAGUGACUGACCAUCCAUAUGUUGGCAAAAAUUCACCAGUCUGAGUCCUUUCAACUGCACGUGCACAUGUUUAUCCUUUUUA